This is a messenger RNA of Tarenaya hassleriana, 1301 nucleotides long. Its product is annotated as expansin-A6-like. The transcript is spliced from 3 exons. The coding region runs from base 85 to 864 and encodes 259 amino acids. Gene Ontology annotation, biological process: plant-type cell wall organization. The record is from RefSeq and is a predicted model, not a curated record. Gene Ontology annotation, cellular component: extracellular region. Lineage: Eukaryota; Viridiplantae; Streptophyta; Magnoliopsida; Brassicales; Cleomaceae.
AGCACGAACAAUUUACCACUCAUCAUCUGCCUUCUUCCUCAUCUCUCUCUCUCUCUCUCUCUCUCUCUCUCUCUCUCUCUGACAAUGGCAAUGUCUGGUUGGGUCUUUGUGCUGACCGUUCUUGUGGGUUUAACAUCAAUGUCCGAAGCAAGAAUACCAGGUGUGUACAGAGGUGGAGCUUGGCAGAAUGCUCAUGCCACUUUCUAUGGAGGUUCUGAUGCUUCAGGAACUAUGGGGGGUGCUUGUGGGUACGGAAACCUUUACAGCCAAGGCUAUGGAGUCAGCACAGCGGCGUUAAGCACAGCUUUGUUCAACAAUGGCUACCGCUGCGGAGCAUGUUUCGAGAUCAAAUGCGCAAACGAUCCCACAUGGUGCCAUUCGGGGAGCCCUUCUAUCUUCAUCACGGCUACCAACUUCUGCCCUCCGAACUUCGCUCUUCCCAGCGACAAUGGCGGCUGGUGCAAUCCUCCGAGGCCUCACUUCGAUCUCGCCAUGCCCAUGUUCCUUAGAAUCGCCGAAUAUCGCGCCGGAAUCGUUCCCGUCGCUUACCGCCGGGUGCCAUGCCGGAAAAGAGGAGGGAUACGUUUCACGAUCAACGGGUUCCGUUACUUCAACUUGGUGCUGAUAACGAACGUGGCCGGAGCCGGAGACAUAGUGAGGGUGAGCGUGAAAGGGUCACGGACUGGGUGGAUGAGCAUGAGCAGGAACUGGGGGCAGAAUUGGCAAUCUAACUCCGUUUUGGUUGGUCAGUCGCUCUCCUUCCGCGUCACAGGCAGUGACCGUAGAACCUCCACCUCCUGGAACAUCGUCCCAUCUCACUGGCAGUUUGGUCAGACCUACGUCGGCAAGAACUUCAGGGUCUAACUCCGUCAGGGGCAUUUUCGGAAGAUCUCAAAAUAUAUAGACCUUAUUAUAUUAUAUUAGUAUAGUGUCUACUGUCUAAUAUCUAUUCUAAUAUUUACCCUUUUUAGCUGUUGUUAUGCCGAAGGCGUAGCAGAAAAUGAAAUUAGCCAAGGGAGGAAAGACUUUCCUUGUUCGGUAAUUCCAUUUUUACCCCUUCUCUUUAGGAGCUUUGGUUGCGGCCGUCAAAGUGGAUGGUUCACUUUCUUAUGUUCGUUGUUUUUGGGGGGGCAAAGUUGGAAGUUUGUGGGAAUUUUGGGAAGCUGAGGCGGUUGCAACAAGAUUUUCAGCCGACAGCCCAGAUUUAGUAUAAAAGCAAGUUGUAAUUGUAGUUGUAGUGACUAUAUAUGUAUGUGAUGACCAGUCAAAUUGGAAAUUUACCGAGUACUUUAUUUUUCUUU